AUGCAAUCACAACGUAGUCUAUCAACAUCCAGUGCCGACCUUGUCACUGAAACAUUCUUUGGCCAAUUAUCAGAGGAAAAACAACAAGUUAUCAAGGAAUUAUUCGAAAGAAUUGACAAGAACCACAACGGAGUUUUAGAAAAGGAAGAACUCAGAGGAAUUCUCGAAGUUAUGAUAAAACAAGAUCCAAAUUUAAUUGAAAAUUUGGGACUAAAGAAUAACACACAAUGUAAUACAGAUGAAGAUAUUUUGAAUGCAAUCUUUGAUCAAUUAGAUUUGAACGGAGAUGAAGUUUUGAGUUUUAGAGAAUUUGCUGAACCAUUUGCAAGAAUGUUGACCAAUCAAAUGUAA
Messenger RNA from Naegleria gruberi, 351 nucleotides. RefSeq lists its product as uncharacterized. Lineage: Eukaryota; Heterolobosea; Eutetramitea; Acrasida; Naegleriidae. Bases 1 to 351 code for a protein of 116 amino acids. Gene Ontology annotation, molecular function: calcium ion binding. The transcript has a single exon. The record is from RefSeq and is a predicted model, not a curated record.